Ictidomys tridecemlineatus (thirteen-lined ground squirrel) is the source of this 3354-nucleotide messenger RNA. The record is from RefSeq and is a predicted model, not a curated record. NCBI's taxonomy places the organism in Eukaryota, Metazoa, Chordata, Mammalia, Rodentia, Sciuridae.
CAGGGCCGCGAGCUCUGGGCGGGAUUCUCAAAGGGCCGAGUCUGCAGAGUGACCCUACAGCGGUCCCUUUAUCUCUCCGGGUCUGUUUCCCGCUUCUGGGAAAGUGGGCGCCGAGAGAUUGUGCCCCCCGCAACGCAGCCCCUUGUCGCACACACCCCUGGUACCCGCGACCUCUAAUUUGCCUUUACAGCUGGGUCGAGGAGCCUGUUCUUCGUGGUGGGAAGGCCACCCAGACCACCGGUACCCGCAUAGCACACCAAGCCGUUUCAGAUGUCAGUGGCCACAAGCAGGGUGACCCCCUCAGCCCCCGAGUCCCGGGAUCAGUCAAGCCUGUCCGCGCCCGGGCACCCCAGAGCAGAGCACAAACCCCUAUCCUGCUCUCUCUCCACCAACUGUUGACAUGUGCAUGGAGCCAACCCCCAAGUCCAGAUGACGCUCAUGCCAAUGGCUACAGUGAUGGCGGUGACUGAACCGAAAUGGGUCCCAGUUUGGGGCCGUUUCCUAUGGGUGACAUUGCUGAGCAUGGCACUGGGGUCACUGCUAGCCCUGCUGCUGCCACUGGGGACCAUGGAAGAACAGUGCUUAGCUGUGCUUAAAGGCUUCUACCUGCUCAGGAGCAAACUGGACAGGGCACAGCAUGCUGUCACCAAGUGCACCAGCCCAUCCACAGAGCUCAGUGUCACCUCCCAGGACGCAGAGCUGCUGGUGGUCAAGACCAAGGCGUCUCCAGCAGCUAAGCUGGAGGCCAGAGCGGCCCUGAACCAGGCCCUGGAGAUGAAGCGCCAAGGCAAGCGGGGCAAGGCGCACAAGCUCUUCCUGCACGCCCUCAAGAUGGACCCGGACUUCGCGGAUGCGCUCACCGAGUUCGGCAUCUUCUCGGAAGAAGACAAGGACAUCAUCCGCGCCGACUACCUGUUCACCAGGGCGCUGACCAUCUCGCCCUUCCACGAGAAGGCGCUCGUCUACCGGGACCGGACGCUGCCGCUGGUGGAGGAGAUUGACCAGCGCUACUUCAGCAUCAUCGACAGCAAGGUCAAGAAGGUCAUGUCCAUCCCCAAGGGCAACUCGGCGCUGCGCAGGGUCAUGGAGGAGACCUACUACCACCACAUCUACCACACGGUGGCCAUCGAGGGCAACACCCUGACGCUCUCAGAGAUCCGGCACAUCCUGGAGACCCGCUACGCCGUGCCGGGCAAGAGCCUGGAGGAGCAGAACGAGGUCAUCGGCAUGCACGCCGCCAUGAAGUACAUCAACGCCACCCUGUUGUCCCGCAUCGGCUCCGUCACCACCAGCGAUGUGCUGGAGAUCCACAGGCGGGUGCUGGGCUAUGUGGACCCCGUGGAGGCUGGCAGGUUCCGGACGACCCAGGUCCUGGUGGGACACCACAUCCCCCCGCAUCCCCAGGACGUGGAGAAGCAGAUGCACGAGUUCAUCCAGUGGCUCAACUCGGAGGACGCCAUGCACCUGCACCCCGUGGAGUUCGCCGCCCUGGCCCACUACAAACUCGUCUACAUCCACCCCUUCAUCGACGGCAACGGGAGGACGUCGCGCCUGCUCAUGAACCUCAUCCUCAUGCAGGCCGGCUACCCGCCCGUCACCAUCCGCAAGGAGCAGCGGGCCGAGUACUACCACGUGCUAGAGGCCGCCAACGAGGGCGACGUGAGGCCCUUCAUCCGCUUCAUCGCCAAGUGCACCGAGACCACCCUGGACACCCUGCUCUUGGCCACCACCGAGUACUCGGUGGCGCUGCCGGAAGCCAACCCCAACCAUUCUGGGUUCAAGGAGACCCUUCCCGUGAAGCCCUAGCCCCGGUGACAAGGCAAGGUAGGGAAGGGAUCAAAGAGACAGCAUUUCUAGAAACCUCGCAUCUCCAAAAGCAGAACAGACCUUUGAAGUCUUUACCUCUUUUUUUUUUUCCUGGUUAAAAAAAAAAAAAAAACUAAAUUAUUAAGCCUUAGUCUCUUUAAGAUAAUUUAUAAUUCAACAGUUAUUUAUUUUCUUCUUUUGAGCAAGCCAGUCGUGGGUGGUGUCCACUGUGGCUCUGCUGGUGGCUGCUCUGAUCAGUGGUCCCCCCACCGCAGGAGCACUGAUGCUCCUGUGUGACCAGAACCCGGGUUCUGGAGCAGAAUUUGCACUAAGGCCAGGGAGAGAGGCCAAGCCUUUCUCUGAAACUGGCUGUGAGCAGUGUGUGGCUCAAAGGGGAGUCAGCAGUCCCAGGGAGAAGCCAUCCCAGUUCUUGGGAGAGAGAGCAUCUUCUUGGGGUUUGGUUCCCCUCCCAAGAGACGAGCGUAGUGGCUUUCCCCAGGAGCGCCACCGUUUGAGGUAGGAAAUGAAUGUGACAUUUCUAGUGGGACUCCUUGCUCGUCUCUGGGAAGGCUCUUUGAGCACUUGAGUGCUGGAAGCUGUUUUUCAUAAGGAGACUAUUUUUCUAAUUCAGGAGGGGAGGGCGGCCAGCCUGGCUUCUUAGUGCAUCAGCUUCUCCUUGCACUCCACUCACAGCAGCGGGGCCCAGAGCUUUCUCUGGGGCUCAGCGUCCUUGGGUCAGCGACCCCCUGCACCCAGCUGCCCAGGAGGCCAGCCCUCCCUCCCCCUGCAAGCUCCCUGUUGAUCUUAGGGCAUAUCCAAGAAAGAUGCCCCAUCAGCCCGUUAAGCAUUUCUGAUACUGAGCUAGAGCCCUGCCACAGCCAGGAGGGUCCCUGUGGGGUGGUUUUGCCCCUCACAGACCUGGCCUCACCUCACAUAGCCCCUCUGCUGUCCAGCCUCCCAUCGAGGAAGCGGGAGAGGUUGCCUCCGAGUGGCUGUAUUUUUCUAGCAACCUGCAAAAUGACACAGUGUCAUAAAUAAUAUGGCCAGGUUUCCAACCUGUCAUCUCACAGAAAUAGAAUCUUCUCUUCCAAUCACAGGUGGCACAAGUUCCAAUUGGACUGCUGCUAGUUAGUGUCAGAAUGGCCAAAACUCACUAGCGUACUUGCCCAGGGACAGAGCCUGCAAUGUGACACUGCACUGCACUUUGUCAUGGUCGAGAAUCACAACGUGCUGUUCUACCUUUGCUUUUAAGAUUGAGUUCCUGACAGCCAUGCGGUCACUGCUCAGACAGCAGCAAAUGUCUGUAGUCAUUCACAAUGGCACAGAGUGGUUUUCUGGAAGGUUCAGAAAAAUAAGUGCAAAGGCGUAUGCAGUGGUCCUUCUGCCCGUGCAUCCAGGUGGUAUCUUCUGCUGUCUUGGUUUGUAACUGGUGACAAGGAAGCGUGGCAGGAGUGUGUGCUUUGUCCUUUAGAAUUUGCACUUUAGCUACAUGUGAAGAAUGUUAUUUUAACAAAUUACUGAUUCUAAUAAAGUAUUUUAUUACAUAAA